This is a messenger RNA of Chanos chanos (milkfish), 795 nucleotides long. RefSeq names its product pleckstrin homology domain-containing family S member 1-like. The coding region runs from base 1 to 795 and encodes 264 amino acids. Gene Ontology annotation, molecular function: protein binding. The record is from RefSeq and is a predicted model, not a curated record. Lineage: Eukaryota; Metazoa; Chordata; Actinopteri; Gonorynchiformes; Chanidae. The transcript is spliced from 9 exons.
AUGGCAAGCAAGAGGAACUCAGUUUUCUACAAACAAGCUGAUCAGGCUGAGGAACUCCACAGUGGUUACCUCCACAAAUCUCCCCAGUUAGGUCAUCUGAAAACAUACGGGUCAUGGAAGCGACGUUUCUUCAUCCUCUUUCGGUUGAAUGAAGACUCCUACCAGCUCAAGUACUUUAAGAACAGAGAGACGCAGGACAAGUCAAUGGGAGGGAUAGACCUGUCUCAAGUCUCUCUGAUGUUUCUGUGCACUGAGAGUCAUCCCUUGUGGAGCUGGAUCCAUAAGAACUUUAGGUGCCCUGCGUCCUGCGUUCUCGUCUUAAAGGUGCCAAAGAGAGAUUAUUACCUCAUCGGAGAGAACAGUGAGGAGGUGGAUGAGUGGUUCACUGUCCUCUUCAAAGCUCAAAUGAAUCGGCCUCAAAAACUGCUCAGCCCAGAGAUUAGGAACAGGUUGUGUUGGUUUCUGGAGGACUCAUCUAAAUGGCAAAGCCUCACCCAUGGUGCAGAUGAAAGCCUGAUUCUGAAGGAACAGGAAGUCUUUGUGUGCCAGGAAGAUCUGGCAACCCAUUUGAUCUUGGCGGAGAAUGCGGGUCGGCCAUGUGUGUCAGACUGGACAAGGCAGGGUCAAACCACUUGUCUGUUCCACAAAGGGGAUCUGAUAUUAGCCAUUAAUGACCUACACACAGAGAGCGUGGAGGAGGUGCACAUGUAUCUAAGGAAACUACUUAAAAACCAGGUCAAACUGACCAUCCAGAGACUACCAGGCUCUCUACCCUUGCAUUCAGACCCUUGCUAA